AAAGAAGAAGAUUUGUUAAGCAAACAACACCAACAGCAAAUUAAAUUUGUCAUUCUUGAAUCUUAAUUCUCAAGAGAUCAAAGGCUUUUAUGCAAGCCAAGAAUACAAGUUUGAUUGGUGGAAAUUUUGUAAGUUGUAAGUUUAGCGGAUCUUUAGCAGUUAGGAAAAGGCAAUUAGAUUAUGGAAUAUUUAGACAGGAAAAUAAGAUAUCAAAUUAGAUGUUCAUACUAGUUAUGUCUCAUCAGUAUGCUUCUUACCAGAUUGAACUAUUAAAGCAAUUGAUAGUUAUGAUAAGUCUAUAAGAUUAUGGGAUGUUAAGACUGGGUAGACCAGAUGCUAAAAUAGUUCCAUCUGGUAAAAAGCUUACUGACCAGACAGUUACAUGA
Molecule: messenger RNA, 386 nt
Organism: Paramecium sonneborni
Lineage: Eukaryota; Ciliophora; Oligohymenophorea; Peniculida; Parameciidae
Source: the annotation of a GenBank genome assembly